CUCUUUUCCCUCUUCUUCUUUUAUUCUCUCGUUUUAUUAUUACAUGUCCGUAGAUAGUUGGCAUCUUUUGGAUACGGAAUAUGCUAACCUUGACGAAAAAAAAGAAAAUAUUCAGGAUACCACUAUUUCAUCAACCAUGGAACCCCAACGUAGACUCAAUUUCGAUAGAUUUAAAGGUCUGAAUGCAGACUAUUCUUCUCCAGACGUUUCUGAUAUUAUCGAUAAGAACACCUCGACUGAAAACAAUACCAGUAAUGAAAAUGACUUUUCAACUGAUCAACCACAUUUAUCUAUAUCACCCUCUUCUAUACGCGAAAAUGACAAGAUGACUCCAAUUUUAUCACCACCAUUACCAACAAUUGCUCCCACUUCUUCCUCUCAACAAAAUUAUUCAACAACUAUAUAUUCACCUCAACUAGUCUCCUCUUCUUCACAACAUACUAUGCAUUCUCAUGAUACAAGUCUCAAUGUACAUAAUACUACCACAUCACAUGCCGAUGCAUUUGCAUCUUGGACGCCUCCUCGUACCACAACAACGUCUGGUGCUGCUAUUCCUUGGUUAUUUGGUCAACCUACAAAUCAAACUGAAAAUGAUAUCGACACUUUGAAAAACGACUUUGAAAAACACAAUCAAGCUUUACGCGAAAAGUGGAAGAGGAUGCACCAACAAAAAUUAUCUUCUUCAUCAUCUUCAAAUCACACCAACACUACCGGACCACCACUUCCAGCAAAUUCUUCAUCUGUAUUUACACCAUCCUUUCCACCUUCUCAUACAAUCAACAAUGACAAUGACGGAGAAUGUUUAGAUUUCAUUCAUCAUAAAGCUUCUCAACUUAGUCUUUCUUCAUCGCCUUCGAUUAAUAACAAUCCAAUGGUAUUUCAAUUUUCUGGUUUAGUUGGUGAUCAAAGACAAGCUUUGGACUCGAUUAUGUUACGUAUUCAUCAACAAAUUCCUGCCCCAUUAUCAUCAUCAUCAUCAUCAUCAUCAUCACCAUCACCAUGGCAUACCUUACGCUCUCUAGAUCUCAGUCAUCAGCAUUUAACAUCUAUUCAACAUUUGGAUACCUUGACUCCACUAUUGGAAGUAUUGAUUAUAUCUCACAAUCAGAUUCGUCAAUUAUCUGAUAUACCAUCCUCUCUCAAAAUUAUGAAGGCAAAAUCAAACAAACUAACUGAUAUUGAAGGAUUUCGUUAUUUGCAUAAAUUGGAAUACCUUGAUAUAUGUGAUAAUGCUCUCGAUUCAUUUGAUGGCAUUGGCCCUUUCUAUUACUUAAGAACUCUAUUAGUGGAAAACAAUAAGUUGAAGUGCUGCCUUGCUCUUCAACAAAUGCAUGGAUUGGUCGUCUUAAAACUCCGGGGGAAUGCCAUUGAACAUCUGAAGUUUGACAAAGCCUCUUUAUAUCAGUUGGAAAGUUUGGAUUUAUCUUACAAUAGAGUGCGUUGUUUGGAGUCACUGAAUGGCGUACCGAAAUUAUAUGAACUCAAUUUAGAUAAUAAUCAAAUUGACUCAGUGGCUUUGGAUAAACCAGUGGACACUUUACGCGUGUUAAAAUUGAAUUACAAUAGACUCCAGGCUUUUGAUGGACGGUUCUUUCCCAAUCUACGGACUUUAUAUUUAGACAGCAAUCGACUUGUUCGUAUCGUUGAUUUACGUAUCAUGCAACAUUUGGAUUCUAUAUCAUUACGAGAUCAAGGUGGUUCACAGCUUCAAGUCAAUGUGAAAGAACUACAGAGUACUCGAAAACUUUAUUUAUCAGGCAUGCCUGUCAAACAGUUGAAUCAUAUGAUUCAUUUCAAUACUUUGGAAUACUUGGAAAUAAGUUCGGCACAAUUGGAAGAAUUACCAUCUGACUUUGGAUCUCAAGUUCCUUUACUACGCGUACUUUAUUUGAGUCACAAUUACUUAAAACAGUUGAACCCAUUGAUACAUCAUCGGCGUUUACAAAGACUGGUCUUGAUCGACAAUCGAUUACAAAAGUUAGGUGAUAUCCUGGAUACUAUACGAACAUUACCUCGAUUAAACUAUUUGGAUAUUAGGUAAACAAUACAAUUAUUCUUUACUCAACUCACUUUUUUUUUUCUCUGUAUAAUAGAGUCAAUCCUAUCAAUUUUAAAUUAUAUCCUGAUUUAUUGUAUACUUCAAGCUAUCAAUCCAAGAAUGGGAAAACGGAUCGUCUCUGUCGGUAUCUUGGACCUGAAUAUGACACUAGUUGGUUAUCUCGUGAUGCAACACAUUAUGAAAAUCUUCCUGAACACUGGCAACGUCGACGAAAAAUGUACCGUGCUUUGUUUAUCUCUGAAUGUAGUAGUAAGCUAGAUAUGUUGGACAACAUCUUGGUCACCAUGGAAGAACGAACACUAGCCGAUACUAUGGUUUUGGAUUAUACUAUGAAACAUCGUCAUCAACAACAAUCAUCCAUAGAUAAAUCAUCUUGUAGUUAACUUUGUUUGACACGAAUGAACCAAUAAAAAACCAGAUUUACUUGCGG
Molecule: messenger RNA, 2489 nt
Organism: Halteromyces radiatus
Lineage: Eukaryota; Fungi; Mucoromycota; Mucoromycetes; Mucorales; Cunninghamellaceae
Exons: 8
Coding region: 44-2041 (665 amino acids)
Molecular function (GO): protein binding
Source: RefSeq, a predicted model, not a curated record